GUUUCCUCUCGGGGCCGAAGCCCCCUCUGCCCUCCGGUCCUCCUUGGCGGACAAGUGCCAUGUGCCCGCUCUGGGGAACGCCAGUUCAUCCCACGCCCCUCGCUGCUGGUCUUCCUCUCCGGAGUUCUGCCUGGCCCUGGCCCGGGUACGGAGCAAGAGAGCGUGCUCAGGGCGGACGUCCCGCCGGUGUGGGACGGUUGCUAACUAGAGUGCGUCCCAGCGCGGGAUCUGCGACACUGGCGCCCUGGCUGCUGUAGCCCUCUCCUGCUCCCUUGGUCUUCCUGGGUCAGCAUGUCACUGGUGGAGAAACACCUGGGCCAGAGCCGCAGCUACCUUGAGCGAUUGGCGUGAAUGUUUUCUUGAGGUAGAAUUCCCGAUUGAUGUGCUAUGCUUUGCAUGACUAAGACCUCUUACCAAGAAUACCUUUGCCUUCAUAUUCCUGAAGGGCAGGACGACCAUAGAAACACUGCUAAGAAGGGCUGAAGUGGCAAUGAAACAACCCAACAGGAAGAGAAAGCUUAGUAUGGACUCCAAAGAGCACUUGCAUCAAGAUGGUUGCUUGGAACAAGUUGAAGAGGAGAAGCAGGGGAGCAGUGCAACCCUUUUGAGUCACGCCCCUUCAGUGGCUACACAAGAACCCUGGUCUUGGGAGCAGUACUUGAAAGAACAGAAUGCUGUAGCAGCACCUGUUGAGCUGUUUUCCAAGGAUCAAUCCUUCCCGGAGCACGAAAAUGGUUUUCAGGUUGGCAUGAGAUUAGAAGGCAUUGAUCCCCGACAUCCAUCUGUAUUCUGUGUGCUUUCUGUAGCUGAGGUGUGUGGUUACCGGCUAAGACUUCAUUUUGAUGGAUAUUUAAGCUGCUAUGAUUUUUGGACCAAUGCUGGUUCCCCCGACAUUCAUCCAGUAGGGUGGUGUGAAAAGACCAAGCAUGAAUUGCACAUCCCUAAGGGUUAUAGAAAAGAUAAAUUUGUUUGGAUGGAUUACUUGAAGACCUGCAAAUUGCAAAAUGCUCCUAAGAAAUUAUUCAGAAACAGAAGUUCUAAUGGGCCAGUGCCUAAGGAGUUUCAGGUGGGAAUGAAGCUGGAGGCUGUGGACAGGAAGAACCCUUCCUUGGUGUGUGUGGCUACCAUAGCAGAUAUUGUGGAUGACCGCUUACGAGUGCAUUUUGACAACUGGGAUGACAGCUACGAUUACUGGUGUGAUGUUAAUAGUCCUUAUGUCCAGCCAGUUGGUUGGUGUCAGGAGAAUGGAAGAACUUUGAUAGCACCCCAAGGAUAUCCUGAUCCAGAAAAAUUUUCCUGGCCAAAAUAUCUGGAAACUACCCAAACUAAUGCAGUCCCUGCCAAAGUUUUUAGAAUGAGGUUGCCUCAUGGUUUUCUGCCAAAUAUGAAACUUGAAGUUGUGGAUAAACGAAACCCUAGGUUAAUUCGUGUUGCUACAAUUAUAGAAGUUGAUGACCAAAGAGUAAAGGUUCACUUUGAUGGUUGGGACCAUAAGUAUGACUAUUGGCAGGAGGCAGACAGCCCUGACAUUCACCCCAUUGGCUGGUGUGAUGUAACAGGACAUCCACUGGAAGUGCCACGUCGAGCAAAUGAUGUGAAAAUCCUUCCAGGUCAAGCUGUUUGUCCUACACCUGGGUGCAGAGGAAUAGGCCAUAUCCGUGGUCCACGUUAUUCAGGACAUCACAGUGCUUUUGGCUGCCCUUAUUCGGACAUGAACUUGAAAAAGGAGGCAACGCUUCAUGAUCGUCUGAGAGAACAAACACAGGCACAUUUGGAAGCAGACUCUUCACAUUCAAAAUCGAAAAAUCUCUAUAGUUUGAACUUCAAUGGAAAACAUGAAACAGUGAACAGUCAACCCAGACUUGUACAGCAGGCAAAGUGUUUGAAAAUCAAAGGAAAAGAAGAUAUUGACUUGGAUAAUCUCUUCAGAGAAUACUCAGCUGAGCAGACCCAGCAGGCCCUGCACCAAUCGGUCUUCCUGACAUCCAUGACUGCCCACCCUUCGCGGGACCUUCCCCUCGGCAGGGAGCAGCACUGCAAGCUGCUGCCAGGUGUAGCUGACAUCCAGGCCAGCCAGGUGGCCCGAUGGACAGUGGACCAGGUGGUUGAGUUUGUACAGUCUCUUCUGGGCUGUGAAGAACAUGCCAAGUGCUUCAAGAAAGAGCAGAUCGAUGGCAAAGCCUUCCUGCUUCUGACACAGACAGACAUUGUCAGAGUGAUGAAGAUCAAGCUGGGUCCGGCACUGAAGAUCUACAACUCCAUCCUGAUGUUCAGGACCUCCCAGGACCUCACAGAAGACACUGUCGCAGGCCAAGACGUCACAGGGUAAAGGUGCUUCUGAACUAGUGCCAGUGCCAGGACCUAUACUCUUCCAGCAAUAAACUGGCACCCAUAAAUUUGAUUUUAUUGUCCCCAUGGUCAUAUCCAUAUUUAAUCUGGACCCUUUCAAGUGUCUGUGGUUCAUGUGUAGAGGAUUUCGAAGAGUGAUGGAGUGCCAGAGACUCAGAGGCUCAGGCACAAGUGUGGGUUUAUGGAGUGGUUAUCUUUGGUGGGAUCUUUUCUGCUCCGAUGUGUUGCAACAAACAGACCAAAGAAGCCCACACAUACAUCUAUGUCCCUCCCUCACCAUCAAAGAAGACCUUUUCCAUCUUGCAAGCACAAGUCUCUCAAGUGGUACAAUAUCAGGAAAGCAGAUGCGUCAAUACAUUGUUAGUGUUUUCACCAGAACCACAUCUGAGCUUGGCUCACCCCUGCUGGUUGAAGGCCUGGCACUUUAAAGACUUCCUGUGAGGCUUUUGUGUACUUUACUCAGGAAAGUGUAACUCUUUAAAAAAUAAGCACAUGAUUUUGCAAUUCACGAAUUCUCUUUUUUAUUCCUUUAACCACUUCUUUGUUGAUAGCCGUAAGGUGUCCAGGAGCCUACACAAAGGAACGUGCCCAGGAGUCAUGGGAGAACAGUUGGGUGGACACUUCCAAAAGCUGAUGAGACCCUUCUGAGGAGCCUCCACCAAUGUGGGACUCCUGGGGUCCCCUUCCUAACACUGUCAUUAGCUAGUAGGCUAGAUGACACCCACCCUGAAAUCCUCCUGCUCCCAUUUUGGUGGAGAUUUCAGGAGAACUGGUUUUUUCCUGCAUUCUGUCGAAUCUGUAUAAAAAGUACCUAGGCCCUGUGUACACUUUUACAGAGCCCUGCCAUUAGAAAGGAAGAUUUCUAAGGUAGGGAGCUCAGUGUCUGUUCUUUGUUUGAAAAAUUCUGAUUCAUUAUCAGAUUUUAUUUGUGUUUUAUAAUUGAUCGUAUCAGAGACCCAAGUUGUAUGGAGUUGAUCCCACAGUUAUAAAAAGCAAAUACCUCUUUCUUAGCUUCUUAAAGCUCUUACAUGUAGAGCAGUAAGCUACAAAUGCCCUCAUGGAAGUGGAAAUUCAUUCAUUUUAGGGUGGGAAGAAAAAAGGGAAUCCAUAGAAAAAAAACUCAGAACUGACCAUAUCCAUUUGCUUCCUUAAGAAUGUUAACAGCUUAAGAAAGUUAAUUCCGCUUACAGAAUUUCCCAAAUUUUAGGUCACUAAAGAAAAACUCUUCUCUGAGAAAUAUGCAUACAUUUGUUCAGAUCUUUACCUAAAUGUAAGUUUAAUAUAUUUUCAGUUUAUGUAAAUUUUGUUUCUGUGGUAUUUUGUUUUGUUUUGCUUUUUGUAGACUGCCCUGUGCAAUUAAAAUUCCUGCUU
Molecule: messenger RNA, 3720 nt
Organism: Sciurus carolinensis (gray squirrel)
Lineage: Eukaryota; Metazoa; Chordata; Mammalia; Rodentia; Sciuridae
Gene: L3mbtl4
Product: L3MBTL histone methyl-lysine binding protein 4
Exons: 19
Coding region: 491-2329 (612 amino acids)
Biological process (GO): regulation of DNA-templated transcription
Cellular component (GO): nucleus
Molecular function (GO): zinc ion binding; protein binding
Source: RefSeq, a predicted model, not a curated record